Molecule: messenger RNA, 740 nt
Organism: Pararge aegeria (speckled wood butterfly)
Lineage: Eukaryota; Metazoa; Arthropoda; Insecta; Lepidoptera; Nymphalidae
Product: GATA zinc finger domain-containing protein 4
Exons: 2
Coding region: 1-699 (232 amino acids)
Source: RefSeq, a predicted model, not a curated record
AUGAGACUUAUUUUCUAUACAAAUGUUCACUUAACAGUUAGUUUAGACUUAGCAAUGAAAGCCGUUCUAACUUUUCAAGUAUUGUCACUUGUAAUUUUAUCAGCAUUUUACCAGGAAGAAGUGUCAUGCCAAUCAUUAUACCCGGCAUAUGGCGGUGCGCCAAUUGUAUACGACAACUCUGAAGACGAUGAUAUCGGUCUCCUUCUAACAGUUCUACUUUUGGCAAGUAAAAACAGAAAUGGCAACUGUAAAUAUUGCAACUGUUGUAACUGUGGGAAUACGAAGAGCAUACCCGUUCCUUAUCCCAUACCAUUUCCAACCAACAAUCCAAUUAUAAGUAAAUAUUACCCAAAUAAUGACGACGAUGAUACUGACGACGAGGAUGAUGAUAAUAAUAGUAACAAUGGUAGUAAUGGUAAUAAUGGAAAUAACGGAAAUAACGGGAACAACGGAAAUAACGGGAACAACGGAAAUAACGGGAACAACGGAAGUAACGGAAAUAAUGGAAAUAAUAAUAGUUAUUAUGUAAACAUGGGUAAAAACGGUAAAAAUGAUAACAAUGGUAAUAAUAAUGAUAUCGAUUACAAAGACAGUUGGUCUUCAGCAAAUGUUAAGCCUAGUUCCGAAUAUUACAAGAAUUAUUCGGUUAAGUUUGUGCCUGAACCGAUUCCAUCGUCAAAGGACUACACUAAUUAUUAAUGUUGUUUGAAUUUCUAUAUUAAAGUUAUAUUUAUUUUUAA